This is a messenger RNA of Galeopterus variegatus (Sunda flying lemur), 447 nucleotides long. RefSeq names its product SLAM family member 7-like. Gene Ontology annotation, cellular component: external side of plasma membrane. NCBI's taxonomy places the organism in Eukaryota, Metazoa, Chordata, Mammalia, Dermoptera, Cynocephalidae. Gene Ontology annotation, biological process: T cell activation. The coding region runs from base 19 to 447 and encodes 142 amino acids. The record is from RefSeq and is a predicted model, not a curated record. The transcript has 3 exons.
UCAAAGCCCAAAGUCACCAUGGGUGUGCAGAACAAUAAGAAUGGCACCUGCCUGACCAAUCUGACAUGCUCCAUGGAACAGGGAGGAGAGGAUGUGACUUACCGCUGGAAAGCCCUGGGGCAAGAAGCCAAUGAGUCCCAUGAUGGCUCCAUCCUCCCCAUCUCCUGGAGUCUAGGGGAAAGGGACAUGAUCUUCAUCUGCGUGGCCCGGAACCCCAUCAGCAGCAACUCCUCAAGCCCCAUCCUUGCCAGGGAACUCUGCAAAGGUGCUCCCAGUGACCCAGAUUCCUUCAUAGUCUUCCUGUAUCUCCUGUUGAUGUCCAUCCCACUCAGCCUCCUUGUACUGGUGCUAGUUCUUUUGAGUCUGCAGAGAAAGAGAAAAAAAGAGAGACUCACUAAUGUGGCCCUUCUGUUGACACAGGCCUUACAUCAUUCAGUGCUCCCCUAA